AUGGCUGACCAAGAGAAAGAGAAGGCCGAAAAGCUGGCCGCGGCCAAAAAGCGUUUCGAACAACUCAAGAAGGAGCAGAAUAAGAAGGGCAAGAAAGGGACUGCGAAAAAGAAGGAUGCGGCCGCCGAGGAGUCUGUCGGCGAUGCAGAAGAGAAUGCUGAAUCUGCUGCAGCUGUAGAGCAGGUCGCGGACAGUACUGAGGCAGUUGGCAACGAUGGCGACGAAGAGGACCAUAAACCCACCGAUCAAAGGAAGUCCAGGACCGAAUCAUUCAGAAGCCCAGGAGUGGAAGUCCAGGAGCUAUACCGUAAGCAGGCGGCUAGAAUCGAAGAAUUAGAGAAGGAGAACAAAACUUUGAAGCAGCAGGAGCAGGACAGCAAGAACAGGACCUCAAAGCUCGAGGAGGAGGUGGAGAGCUUGCGAGAGGACAGCAGCGAGACAUUGAAACUGCGCAGCAAGGCAAAAGACGCGGAGCGAUUAACAGACGAGCUCGCCGCAGUUCAGCGACAGCUUACACAAGUGCAAUUGGCCGCCAAAGCGCCUUCCAGAAAGGUGUCAUCGACCGAUCCUGACCUAGCCGGACAGCUCGCAAGCAAAACCACCACCAUCGAACAGCUUGAGCUGGAAAUCAGCAAUCUGCGCAACAGCACGUCCGCGCUCGAAACCACCCUGUCGGAGCGCGAUGCCACAAUAGCCGAUCACGAGGAGCGUGCCCGCGAGACAGAAGCAGCCACAGCGGCCGCCAAGCGCGAACUCGAUAAUCUGAAGGUCUCCAUCGCCUUUCCCAGCGACGAGACCAAAGCCGCCAAUGAAGACCCCGAGGCAUUGACUAAGCGGAUUACCGUCCUGGAGUCCGACUUGCGUUCCGCCCAAAGCGACCUCGAAGCCGCCGCACAACGCGCCUCCAGUCUCGAGCAAAAAAUCGAAGCCCUAACCAAACUGCACCGGGAUGCCCUCGCGACCAGCCUGGCCAAAGACCGCGAACUAGGCGAUCUGCGCACGCAGCUCAAGCGCAACGACAAGCCCUCCCACGUCCGCGACGCAUCCGAUUUCGAGCUCGGCGACGAAGAGACCGAAGCAGGCGCCCUACAAGCCCGCAUCCGCGCGCUCGAGGCCGAGAAUUUCGACCUGCGCCGCGGCGUAUGGCGCGACCAGCGGGCGGCUCUGCAGCCGGGAAUGCACGACGAUGGAGAUGAGCACGGGUACGAGGACGUCGACCUUAACGGCCCUGGUCAGGGAUCUGGUGGCGUGGGCGGUUAUGCUGCGGGUCAGCGGCACAGCACUCUACAGGAUGUCAUAACUUCUGGGAUCAGUGCAUUUACCGGUAGGCCGAGAGAAGGGGCAAGGCCAGGACAGACACAUGAGCGCAAGCCGUCAUUGGGUUUAUUGAGUGAUGAUGGGUUUGAUGAGGAAGCAUUUAGACUCGCACAGGAGGAAGAUGCGAAGCGACGCGUGGAACGUGUCAAGGAGGUCAAGCGUAGCCUGGAGCAGUGGCGAGGGUGGCGUAUGGACAUUGCAGAUCUACGCCGGAAUGGCAUCGGCGGACUCCGCGAGGUAGGUCCGGUCUUCGAGAUGUAA
Messenger RNA from Dissoconium aciculare CBS 342.82, 1578 nucleotides. RefSeq lists its product as uncharacterized. Bases 1 to 1578 code for a protein of 525 amino acids. The record is from RefSeq and is a predicted model, not a curated record. NCBI's taxonomy places the organism in Eukaryota, Fungi, Ascomycota, Dothideomycetes, Mycosphaerellales, Dissoconiaceae. The transcript has 2 exons.